AUUUAUUGAGUGUUAGACGGUCGUUUCUAAAGCUGUCUUGAGUGUCAGAAAUUAGUAAACCAUUUAAAGGGUAAACCUAAAUAAAUAAGGUAAGAAAAAAAUUAACAAUGUUGACAGCCCAAAGAAGCAGGAUUCGGUGUCGCGAAAUUACUGGACCUGCACAUUCAGUGGCAUUGAAAGCAAGACCUCCUUUAUCCAGAGACAUAGAUGACAUAUUUGUAAGGAGAAGGAAGCAGGAGGCGACGCGAGGCGAGGUGCUGGAGUUCACCAAAGAUCAAAGCUCAUGUGAUGUGAGAAUGCGAUGGGAAAGAAACACACAGCGCCGUGUGGUGUCUGCCACUGUUAACAGACAUCUACAAGAUGCACUAGAUCAGUACCAGAUGGGCAUUGAUGAAAAGAGGGAAAGGCUUCGUGAACUGCUGGAGUCAGAGGAACUGGAACUCUUCAAGGAGAUGGAGGCAAAAAAAGAGACAGUGUUGGAGAGGCAGGCUAAGAUGCAUGAAAGAGCCAAGACUCUUCGAGAGAGAAGAGAGAGUGAGAGACAGAGAGUUGUUGCUGAUAAACUCGAUCAACUUUUCAGAGAGCAGAGUGAGGAGCUGCGUGCUGUUCAGAUAAAGCGCAGACAGGAUCAGGUUUGCACCGAGAGGGAAUCUCAAAUCCGUACGAAGGAGGAAGUGCGACGGGUGCAGGAGGAAGAAGAAAAACUGUUUGCACAGAUGUGGGAGAGCGACAGGCUGGCGAAAGAGGAGCGCCACAACCUGGAGCUUCAACGGCAGAGAGAGAACAACCUCCAGCAGAAAGCAGUCCUGCAGACUCAGAUGGACAUGGCUGAGCAGCAGAGAAUCCAGGCCAAGGAGCUGAAGCAGGAGGAGGCACAGCUACUGAAAGACCAGCGGGAGAUGCUACGUCUGGAGGCAGAAAGAGAACACCGGCAGAAGCUCCAAGACCAGGAGAAACGGCGCAAGCAACUAGACCUUUCCCUCCGGCUCAAGAUGAAGCGUCUCACUCGAGAUCGACAGGAAGAGCUCGCUCUGGAUAUGAGCAUCCUGGAGCAGCUGCUGGCACAGGAGAAAGAUGAGAAGCAGGAUGAGGUCCUCAAAAAGCUGGAGCGUCAGGAGGAGCAGCGCCGGUACCGGGAGUAUCUGUCACAGCAGCUGGAGGAGCAGAAGCGUCUGGAAGCAGAGACAGAGCAGCUGUUUGAGUCGGAGCUCCAGCAGGCCUGGGCCCGCAGAGAAGCGCAGUGGCGUCUGGAGAAGACAGCGAGAGACAGACUCAUGAAGGACGUCAUGGACACUCUCCGACUGCAGAUCCAAGAAAAGUUGAAUGAGAACAUGCAAAAGCAGGCUGAGGCUUUUAAAGAAAAAGAGGAGCUUGAUCGAAUAAUUCAAGCAAACAAAUUGCUGGACGAAGAAGAAAAGGCUCAUUUCAGGGAAGCCACUAAGGAGUAUCAGGCUGAUUUAUUGGCUCAGAUGAUGUACCGCCAGCGCAUUCGUGAAGCAGAAGAAGCUGAGAAAGAAUAUGAGUUCCAGAAGGGUCUAAUGUACGAAGAGCAGUACAACAAGAAGAUUCAGGACAUCCUGUCAAGACCCAUAUCCAGCACCACAGCCGUUCAUCCGUUCAGGAGAAGAGAUCGCCGCUGCUCCAGCUCUGGUGGACAAAUGUCAUAAAUCCAACCAGUUCUGUUCACAACAUUAGUAGCAUUUGUAAAAUAUUCUC
This is a messenger RNA of Danio rerio (zebrafish), 1716 nucleotides long. It is a transcript of the gene cfap53, whose product is annotated as cilia and flagella associated protein 53. NCBI's taxonomy places the organism in Eukaryota, Metazoa, Chordata, Actinopteri, Cypriniformes, Danionidae. Gene Ontology annotation, cellular component: axoneme; extracellular region. The record is from RefSeq and is marked provisional.